UUGCAGCCGAGUGUGAAGCGGCUGGGAUGAGAAUCAGCACCUCCAAAUCUGAGGCCAUGGUUCUCAGCCGGAAAACGGUGGAUUGUCCUCUCUGGGUCAGGGACGUGUUCUUGCCUCAAGUGGAGGAGUUUAAGUAUCUCGGGGUCUUGUUCUCGAGUGAUGGUAAGAUGGAACGGGAGAUUGACGGGCGGAUCGGUGCAGGGUCAGCAGUGAUGCGGACUCUCUACCGGUCUGUGGUGGUGAAGAAAGAGCUGAGUCAUAAGGCAAAGCUCUCGAUUUACCGGUCGGUCUAUGUUCCUACCCUCACCUAUGGUCAUGAGAUUUGGGUAAUGACCGAAAGAACGAGAUCGCGAGUACAAGCGGCCGAAAUGGGUUUUCUCCGCAGGGUGUCUGGGCUCUCCCUUAGAGAUAGGGUGAGAAGCUCGGUCAUCCGGGAGGGACUCGGAGUCGAGCCGCUACUCCUGCGCGUGGAAAGGAGCCAGUUGAGGUGGUUCGGACACCUGGUAAGGAUGCCUCCUGAGCGCCUCCCUAGGAAGGUGUUUCAGGCAAGUCCAGCUGGGAGGAGACCACGGGGAAGACCCAGGACACGCUGGAAAGAUUAUAUCUCCCAGCUGGCCUGGGAACGCCUCGGAAUCCCCCCAGUUGAGCUGGAAGAGGUGGCUGGGGAGAGAGAGGUCUGGGUUUCUCUACUUAGGUUGCUGCCCCCGCGACCCGAACCCCGGAUAAGCGGAAGAUAA
Molecule: messenger RNA, 737 nt
Organism: Trichomycterus rosablanca
Lineage: Eukaryota; Metazoa; Chordata; Actinopteri; Siluriformes; Trichomycteridae
Exons: 1
Coding region: 27-737 (236 amino acids)
Biological process (GO): regulation of DNA-templated transcription
Source: RefSeq, a predicted model, not a curated record